Molecule: messenger RNA, 738 nt
Organism: Histoplasma mississippiense
Lineage: Eukaryota; Fungi; Ascomycota; Eurotiomycetes; Onygenales; Ajellomycetaceae
Exons: 5
Coding region: 1-738 (245 amino acids)
Biological process (GO): regulation of transcription by RNA polymerase II; positive regulation of DNA-templated transcription, elongation
Cellular component (GO): cyclin/CDK positive transcription elongation factor complex; nucleus
Molecular function (GO): cyclin-dependent protein serine/threonine kinase activator activity
Source: RefSeq, a predicted model, not a curated record
AUGGCGCCUGCGAGGAGUGAGGCCGCGCCACAUGAUACAAGCAAUAAUGUUCAUCCAACUAUUCCUCCGCCUGCAGGACCCCAUCCCUCUUACAUCCAGGUUGCGAAGCCCUAUGUCUUUGAGCGGACUGUCCAUGAAUGUAUAGCAGCCACUGGCGUUGACCAGCUCAGGGAAGACAACAUUCGACUCCAGGGCGUCACCUGGAUCGAUAAUUUCCGGAAAGCUCUUCAUCUACCAGUCCGCACUUUCAACACUGCGGCUAUUUACUAUCAUAAAUUCAGGCUUGUACACCCGGAAAGCGAGUACAACUAUCUCGAUGCGGCAGCAGCAGCGCUCUUUAUUGCGUGUAAGAUUGAGGACACUCUCAAGAAAUCGCGUGAUAUCCUCUGCUCAGCGUAUAAUCUCAAGCUUCCGCCAGCAGAACACCUUUCUGCAGAUGAUCCGUUGUUUGAAUCCCAUUCACGCGGGAUAAUUGGCCUGGAACGGCUUAUGCUAGAGUCAUCGGGAUUUGACUUUCGCAACCGCCAUCCCCAAAAGCCACUUAUCAAACUAAUAAAGCAUUUUAAUUUUGACAAGAAUUCGAAAACGUCGCGAGUCGCGUAUGGCAUGAGUCUUGACCUUUACAGAACCUUUGCUCCUCUAAAACAGACUUCAGCAACCAUGGCCUUUGCAUGUCUGGAGCUGGCGGGUCGGCUUCUCAACGACCGCCAUGAACGCGUCGAGUCCGGGAGGCUCUAA